AAAAAUGGAAAUUGUUCGUUCUAGAAAGAAGAAAGAAAAAAGGGAGAGUGAAGUGAUACCCUCUACUGAUCUAAAUAAACCUGAUGGUGGAAUUUCUACCUCAUUUGAUAAUAGAAAUAUGUUAGUGGUAUUGAAUAAAGUUGAAUAUCUCCCAGCAAUGAUGACUCUUGUACAAUUAUUACAACCUCCCGUUUCUUCAGUUCCGGAAUCUUCUGAAAAAAAAGAUAAAGUAGUUCCAAGAUCAAAUCCUUUGACUGUAAAUGUUUUACGACUUAUUGAAUUAACACAACGUAUCUCUGCUGUGAUGAAAUUUCACGAAACUGAAGAAACAACAUUACAUGAUCCGAUUAUGAAUAUUUUCCGUUCAUUUGGACAAUUAAAUUUAAUUAAGGUUAAAGCUAAUCUUGCU
This is a messenger RNA of Dentiscutata erythropus, 409 nucleotides long. Lineage: Eukaryota; Fungi; Glomeromycota; Glomeromycetes; Diversisporales; Gigasporaceae. The record is from the annotation of a GenBank genome assembly.